AUGUUACAAGGAUCAGGGGAAUCAAGGGUUGGAGUCAUUAUCUACAGCACCUGUGCGCAGUGUGAGCUACUACAGUUCUCUCAUGCUAGACAAAGUCGAGGCAAGGGAUACUCCUUUCCCUCGGUACACUUCGCCAGGGAGGCUAUUGAUGAAGAUCCUGCAACAUACUCGUGCACUCAAUCUACCAAAAACUCGUGGAUACAACUCUACUUUGACACCCCCUCUCUCCCUGAGUGGAUCCUUUUCUCGUUAAAAUCAACAAGCAAGACACCCCUCUCGAACCACACAGUGGACCUCUAUAACGGUGACAAGAAGAUGAGAUCAUGCAAGCUGGAGUGGAAUACCAAGUGGAACUGCACUAAGCCCGUCACACUGGUAACCAGUGUCAGGGUCAGCGUCGAACGAGGCAAGAUGGAGAUUGCGAGCAUUGAGGCUCACGGCCAGAGACUCCCUAUUGAAGGGAUAAACAACAUGUUGUGUGUGAUGAAGAACUACACCCACUUGGAGGUGACCUAUGGUACAGAGGUGCACUUCCUCAAGGAACUUCCUUUAGAUCCUUACCAAACAAAUCCUUCUCAAAAUGGCUGCGAAUCUCCAUUUGCGGGAGACACAGUGGGAUUCGUUAACUUCGAAGAUUUGGAUAAUCUGGGAAAAACUCAGUUUAUAUUUACUCAGUAUAGAGCGGCAGUAGCUGAGAUGAGUGGACCAGAGAGAUUCAGUAACAAUGAUUGGAUGAAGGCCAGUCAGAGAAUGAAGUACCCACUCAAACUAGAGCGAUCAGGUCUAAUUAUUCACCUAGACCCUGGUCAAGUGGAUGAAAGGGAUAUCGACUCGUUUACUGUUCAGUUGUUUGCUGACUGGGGUGUUGACAUGGAAACCGAGCCAACACGACUAGGUGCGAUAACGUUGAGUAGAAUGUUUUUAACAUUGGAAGGAUGUUUUGAGAACACAGGAAAAAGCAAUGCUAAUUUAUACUACGUCAGCCGCCCAAGGAUGAUGCUCGGAACUUGGAUUUUUGAAAAGAACGAGACUCAUCUAGUGGUCUGCAAAGAAGAUACAGUAUUACUGACCUAUGAAUUUGCUGAAGGAGGAGUUCAGUGCAAUUACACGUAUAGUGGGAAUGUUGUGGACGGAUUUAAUGCAGAAACUUCCAGUUUGAGCUACCUGCAAUACCGCGAAAUCAAUAAAUCGGGGCCGGAUGAAAUGAGAUACAUUAGAUCGUGUCCUUACUGUGCUCCAGAUUAUUUCGACCUACACGAACAAGGGUUAGAAUGGAGGACAGAAACAGAAGUAGAAUUCCGGGCGGUACCCGGCACAUUAAAUGUGACAAUAAAGAUGCUGGACAAAUAUAUGGGUAUUAUCGGGACCCUGGCCUUAUCACCUAACUCGAUCGCUUUCAAAGGGAACGACCAGGUGUGCAACUGGAUAGAAUCAGGAAACUUUGACAUGACAGGGGAUUGGAGACUAUUCAAAAACGAAACCCUGUUGUGCUUGUUUGUGAACAGAGAGGUGGUUGUGGAGAUUAGGAGCCGGCAGCCUUAUGGAGUGUGUGGCAGUGCUGCCGCUGUGAGUGUGCGAUAUGUAAACUUCGGGCAGGAGGACAUUCUUUACAGGAGACACAAGAAGGAUAUAGAAAGAGAAAUAGAACGUGUACAAGAGGACGCCGGGAGAUGUAAAACUGGGUACAGAGCUCAGGCUAUAUACACUACUAUGGAAUGGACCGGGGAAGUGAAAUGUGAACCGUGCCGUCGUGGCACCUAUGGCAACGGCCGAGAGUGUCUCUCAUGCCCUUACGGAUCUACCACAAUGUACAUGACGUCAACUAGCCCCGACCAAUGCAUGCCUGCUGGAAUGAUAGAAUGUGACAGAGAUGGAAUGAACUGCUGGUACAAGAGCGACAGUGGGUACAUGAAUAAUUCAACAGAUUACUGCAAUUGUAUGCCUGAUCAGUACUGUGACCAAGGGUGGUGUUACAACCAUGAAUACGACUAUGCCAUGUCUGGUGGGACAACAAGAAGCACAUUACCUGUUACAAUCUUCUAUGUGGUCUUUCUGGCAGUUACAGCCACUCUUCCGUUUUAGAGGGCACUCUUUCAGAGGACUGUAGUUUAGAUGUUGUCUUUGUAGAUGUACCCGAAAACCGAACAGGGUUCAUGGCACCUACAGAAAUGCUGCGUGCUUUUUAGAAUUCUUGGUAGUUUAGAAUGUCAAAUUUGGAUAUCUGUUUGUACUUAUUCUUAAAACAGCUUGAUAUUGAAUCAAGAAAUAUUCUGUUUACAAUUAAUUGUCAUGCAAGAGUUGCCUUUUCUUUAUUUUUAGAGUAUUUGAUUUAAAUGUUUGCAAUUUCAGUACUUAUUUAAAUGAAUGUACGCUGUUAUACAUCAG
This is a messenger RNA of Bolinopsis microptera, 2385 nucleotides long. RefSeq lists its product as uncharacterized. NCBI's taxonomy places the organism in Eukaryota, Metazoa, Ctenophora, Tentaculata, Lobata, Bolinopsidae. The transcript is spliced from 13 exons. The record is from RefSeq and is a predicted model, not a curated record. The coding region runs from base 1 to 2082 and encodes 693 amino acids.